Molecule: messenger RNA, 703 nt
Organism: Coffea eugenioides
Lineage: Eukaryota; Viridiplantae; Streptophyta; Magnoliopsida; Gentianales; Rubiaceae
Exons: 3
Coding region: 50-469 (139 amino acids)
Cellular component (GO): chloroplast envelope
Source: RefSeq, a predicted model, not a curated record
CUCUGCAAAGGCUUUUUCCUGCUUUGCUUUCGACUUUUCCUUUUCCAUUAUGGGGAAGAAAGAGCUGCUGAAGUCUGCGCCAUGGAGGGUGGAGGAAGAAGAAGACGAUAAAUUCAAAGACGCCAAGCUAAAAGUCACCAAUCAGCCCGGUUCAACUCCUAUUAUGCACGUCCCCGGCAAGAAGCUUUCCAAGUCCAAAAACGGCGUCGCUGAUGACGGUGAUGAUUCACUCACUGAAAUGGACCCUGAACUUCGUUACAGCUUCCAGCGUAAUUUCCAGUUUCUUCAGCGUGUAUUCAGCAUGGAUACUCUUGUGAAACCUCUUCCUCCUGCAAUGGCAUACUAUGCCUCCCGCAACUUGAAUUUCUUUACUCGCAUCUUUACCCAAUUUUUCGAUACUGAAGGUAUUGCUGCUGCUCAGAAGUCUCUUGGAAUAGGACAAGAAGAAAAAAUCCGUAAAGUUCGAUGACCUUCCCAUGUUUGAAUAAGAAUGUUCUCAAUCUUCAACUUCGUAAAAUGACUACUGUAGUUCAGGACCUCAAGCAAACUUGGAAUCGUGAAGUAUCAUACCACCUGUUCCAUUAAUGCUUAAUUCUAACGUCACACUGAGUAGCUGUUUUGUGUAACCAUCUGUUUAACUUGUUCAGUUAUUUGUGAAAUUGCUUGUUUUGAUUAAACGAUAAGUCUAGGCGAAACUUAAUGA